Messenger RNA from Malassezia pachydermatis, 807 nucleotides. RefSeq lists its product as hypothetical. The transcript has a single exon. NCBI's taxonomy places the organism in Eukaryota, Fungi, Basidiomycota, Malasseziomycetes, Malasseziales, Malasseziaceae. The record is from RefSeq and is a predicted model, not a curated record. Bases 1 to 807 code for a protein of 268 amino acids.
AUGCACCUAUCGCCCCCUCUCAUGAACGAGAGCAAGCCAGGAUUCAAGCACCAAGCAAGCGAUGAUUCCUCGGGCACCGUAAGGCUUUGGAAUACGCACUAUGCCCCGUCAUCGUAUAGCAACCCCGCAUAUGCCAGCAGUACACAGAGCAGCGACGAUGACGAUGAAGAGAUAAUGGCACAACUGCGCGAAGCCCGAAAGCGACUGGAAUCGACACAGCUGGACGAUACGUGCCUGCUGGGCCAGGACACAGACCUCAUCGCAAAAACGCCACAGGCCUACGACGCUUUUGGACUUGUUAAAAAUAGCUCGUUCAAGCUAUCGCGAUUACGCAUUGAUCAGCAGGGCGAGGGCGACCCGCCAACGAAAACGUCCAAGUCCCCACCUAAAAAUACGGCACCAGACCUCACCCUCAACUUGAAGGAUUUGCCGUUUGUUGCCCACAUCGAAAAUGAACGACGACGGCUCAGCGAUGGCUCCAUGUCGUCAACGAUCUCGGACUUGGACGACCCAACAGCGCUAGAAAGAUGGCCCAGGGUCCUAGCCUCGGUGCCUUCGCAGUACUCCGGCUCCAAGUUCGGCUUGGCGCCCUACAUCGAGCUGGAACGCAGCGAGUGGACGUGGCACGGGGAGCCGGCUAGCCCCACAUCCUCCAGUGGCCACCGCCUGUCCCUUCCGCCGUCGGAGGCAUCUGACGUGGAAAUGCCGACGCUGGAGCGCGCCAAUAUGGAGUGGGAUUGGGCAUUGGGAGGCAGCACGGCAGCCCCCACGACAUCCACGGACUUGCCGGCCCCCAUGCCGUCCUAA